Messenger RNA from Lachancea thermotolerans CBS 6340, 417 nucleotides. It is a transcript of the gene MMS2, whose product is annotated as E2 ubiquitin-conjugating protein MMS2. Bases 1 to 417 code for a protein of 138 amino acids. Gene Ontology annotation, biological process: protein K63-linked ubiquitination; DNA damage tolerance. The record is from RefSeq and is a predicted model, not a curated record. Gene Ontology annotation, cellular component: nucleus. NCBI's taxonomy places the organism in Eukaryota, Fungi, Ascomycota, Saccharomycetes, Saccharomycetales, Saccharomycetaceae. The transcript is spliced from 2 exons.
AUGUCUCGCGUCCCUAGAAGUUUUCGGUUGCUGGAAGAAUUAGAAAAGGGCGAAAAGGGCAUGGGCCCAGAAUCAUGCAGUUACGGACUGGCUCACAGUGAUGAUAUUACGAUGACACACUGGAACGGUACGAUCCUCGGUCCUCCACAUAGCAACCACGAGAAUCGCAUAUACUCUGUUGCCAUUGAGUGCGGCGAGGCCUAUCCCGAUCAGCCCCCAAAAAUUAGGUUUCUGUCGAAAGUGAAUCUCCCUUGCGUCGACCAGAAUACCGGAGAGGUGAAGAAAGAGCAGUUCAGCACACUGCGCGACUGGAAGCGAUCUUAUACUAUGGAAACUCUCCUGCUAGAUCUACGCAAAGAGAUGGCUCUACCCUCCAACAAGAAGCUUCCUCAGCCGGCCGAGGGUACUACUUUCUAA